This is a messenger RNA of Myotis myotis, 4414 nucleotides long. RefSeq names its product transmembrane protein 132D (gene TMEM132D). The transcript has 9 exons. Bases 301 to 3597 code for a protein of 1098 amino acids. NCBI's taxonomy places the organism in Eukaryota, Metazoa, Chordata, Mammalia, Chiroptera, Vespertilionidae. The record is from RefSeq and is a predicted model, not a curated record.
UCCACGCUCGGGUCCUCCGGAGGGGACCCCCACCCGCGCGGAUUAAAGUGAAAAUACGCGGCGGAGGGGAGGGGGUGGGGCUCGCCCGCGCGCGCCGGGCUCCGGAGCGCAACUCCCGCGCCGCGCGGCGGCCGCCCCUGGCCAUGGACAGGCGGGCCGGGCGCGCAGGGCCCCGCGGCUGCCCGCGCCCCUAGCCGCCCUCCCCGCUCUCCCCGCCCGCAGCCCCGCGCGGGCCUCCGCGGACUCGGCGGCGGCUCCCCCGCCCGGACGCCCCGGGGCGGCUCUGCCCUGCGGUCCAGGAUGAUCCCGUCCGCGCCCGGGCCCCGCCGGCCCCCCGCGCUCCUCGGCCUGGCCGCCCUGCUCUCCACAGUGACCGAGGGCCGCGGCCUCCUGGACAGCACCCCGCGCUUCUCCCUGCUGCCCACCUACCUGCCCGUGAGCUUCCGCGUGGACGCCGACGCCGCCUUCUUCCUGCGGGAGGCCAACCAGGACGUGAUGCGCAACGCCAGCCUGCAGGCCCGUGUGGAGUCCUUCCUGGUCCUGCGCGCCCGGCGGCCGCCCGUGCUCCGCGCCCGCUACGGGCCCUUCUCUGCGCAGCAGGCGGUGCCCCGAGACCUGCUGCUGCCCGCCGGCCCCCCUGGCCCUCCGGGCGCGCCCCCCCUGGGCUGGAAGCUGCGGGCCCACAUCCUGCGGGACCAGAUCGACCCGGGCCGGCCCGUCGCGCAGGUCCUGUUCCACGUGCUGGGCCGGGACUGGGCCGAGCCGGGCCCCGCGGAGCCGCUGCCCUGCCUGCGGGUGUUCGCCUUCCGGGAGACGCGCGAGGUCCGGGCCGGCUGCCGGCUGCGGGGCGCGCUGGGGCUGUGCGUGGCCGAGCUGCGGCUGCCGCCCGCCUGGUUCAGCGCCCCCGCCGUGGUGGCCGGGAGGCGGCGGCCCGCGGGCCCGGCCGAGGGGAGCCCCGUGGAGCUGUACUACACCGUGCACCCCGGGGACCUGCGCCCCGGGGACGGGGGCAACUGCGUCCGGGCGGAGCCGGGGGCCGGCGGCGGGGGGCACACGGGCCCGGGCGACGGGGACGAGGCGGGGCCGCCCCUGCGGAGGAUCGGCAGCGUGUUCCUCAGCCCCACGCCCCGCCCGCCGCCGCUGCGGGAGCUGCGCUUGGAUGACCAGGUGGCCGUCCACUACCCGCCCCGCAGGGCGCGGCCGGGCGACGUGCUCACCUUCCCCGUCUCCGUCUCCAGCAACUGCACGUGGGACCGGUUCACCCUGAGGGUCAAGGUGAAGAGGGGCGUGCGCAUCGCCGCGGUCAGAGCCAGCAGCCCGGCCGUCUGGGAGGUCCAGGCGAGCAUGGACCGGGCCGGCAAGGCGGCCCCCGCCGUCAUCGUCUGCCGCCGGAAGUCCCCCGGCCCAGCACCCGGGGCCGCCAGCGCCGCCGAGGAGGUCAUGCAGAUUGAUGUGGAAAUCGAAGCGCCCAGCGACCCGCCGGCCACGCAGCUCGUCACGUGGCAGGUGGAGUAUCCAGGGGACAUCACAUCCGACUUGGGCGUCUCCAGGAUCUACGUGAGCCAGAAGGAGCUGGUCGGCAUCGUGCCCCUGGCCAUGGAGGCGGAGGUGCUGAACACCGCGGGCCUCACGGGGGAGGCGGUGGCCGUUCCGGUGACGGUGGUCUCGGUGGAGGAGGACGGCGCCGUGACGGACCUGCUGCGAGCCGUGGAGUGCAGGUCGGCCGACGAGGAUGUCAUCAAGGUGUCCGACCGCUGCGACUACGUCUUCGUAAACGGGAAGGAGAUGAAGGGCAAGGUGGGGGCGGUGGUGACCUUCACCUACCAGCACCUGAGCGCCCCCCUGGAGAUGACGGUGUGGGCGCCCCGGCUCCCGCUGCACAUCGAGGUCUCGGACGCCGAGCUCAACCAGAUCAAGGGCUGGAGGGUGCCCAUCGCCCCCGACAGCAGGCCAGCUCGGGACAGCGAGGAAGAGGAAGAUGAGGAGAGGCGGGGUCGGGGCUGCGCCCUCCAGUACCAGCACGCCAUGGUGCGCGUCCUGACUCAGUUUGUGGCCGAAUCAGCUGACCCUGGGGGCCCCCUGGCCCACCUGCUGGGCUCCGACUGGCAGGUGGACAUCACGGAGCUGGUGAAGGGGUUCAUGCAGGUGGAGGACCCUCGGAUCGCCCGGCUGCAGGGGGGGCAGGUCCUGGUGGGCCAGGAGCUCGGGAUGACCACCCUCCAGAUCCUGUCGCCCCUGUCGGACGCCAUCCUGGCUGAGAAGACCAUCACGGUGCUGGACGAGAAGGUCACCGUCACGGACCUGGGGGUGCAGGUGGUGGCAGGCCUGUCGCUCUCCCUGCAGCUCAGCCCAGGGAGCAACAGGGCCAUCUUCGCCACAGCCCUGGCUCAGGAGCUUCUGCAGAGGCCAGGCCAGGAGGCGGCCCUCAGCUGCUGGGUGCAGUUCAGCGACGGCGCAGUCACGCCCCUGGACAUCUACGCGGGGGGAGACUUCUCCCUGGCGGCCACCUCCGCGGACCAGCAGGUGGUCUCCAUCCGCCAAGACCCAGCCUCCCAGUGGCCUGUCCUCGUGGCGGAAUCCGAGGGGCAGGGCGCCCUGGUCAGGGUGGAGAUGGUCAUCAGCGAGUCCUGCCAGAAGUCCCAGCGGAAGAGCGUGCUGGCUGCGGGUACCGCGGCCCUGAGGGUGAAAUUCGGCCAGACCGACGCCCACCCCAACGCCAGCGACAGCAGACGCGCGGGGGCGGGCGCGCACCUGGAGACCCCGGGCGGCGACAGGCGGCCCCGCAGGCCCCCGCCGGCCUGGGACGGGCCGGAGGGCCAGGCGCUCAGCGGCGCGUCCGCUUCCGUGGGCACCGCGGGCGGGAGAGCGCCCACGACGGAGAGGUCGUCCUUGCGGAGGAACCAGGGCUGGGAGAGCCUCUCGGACGGCCGGGGCAGCCUGCACACCGUCCCCACCCACCUCCCCGGGGCCCCAGCCCAGGCCGAGCUCCCCGGGAGCCAUGGCGACGCGGACGCGGACCCGAGCGACCUGGCGCAGGCCUCCAAGGGGCUGAGCGACCUGGAGAUCGGCAUGUACGCGCUGCUGGGCGUCUUCUGCCUGGCCAUCCUCGUCUUCCUGGUCAACUGCGCCACCUUCGCCCUCAGGUACCGGCGCAAGCAGCUGCCCUUAGAGGAGCAGGAGGGGCUGAGCCACGCCCACGACUGGGUGGGGCUGAGCCCGGGGGCGGAGCUGCUGGAGAGCCGCCUCCGCUUCGCCCAGGACGAGCCGGUCAGCACCGCGGACAGGGGCCUGGACCUGGAGGAGAGCAAGUUCCUGAUCAGCACCCAGAACAGCGCCAACGGGCAGCUGCUGUCCGGACCCGCCGCGGGCGCCCCCAGGAGCGAGGGGAAGAGCGAGCCACCCGCGUCCCCCACCUCCAAGCGGAGGAGGGUGACCUUCACCACCUUCACCUCCAUCUCCUCCCCGGAGGACAGGGGCCCCGCGGGCGCCCCAGGGUCGGGCGGCGAGGAAGACUCGGGCUGGGUCUGCCGGGCCCUGGACCCUGGGGAGCAGGACCCACGCGGCUACGUGGAAGGGAUCCUCCGGGAUGACGUGUAGCGCGCACGCGCGCGGACAGUGGUUCUCACUCACCUUUUCGCCUUUAAUUUUGGGGGUGGGCGGCCAGGGUGCCCCGCCAGGGGGAGGAAGGAAGGACAGGACGAGACCCCGGUGACAUUGUCAACAGAGUCCCAGGAAAGACCCCUGGCUCCGCCCGGAGGCCGGCUCCCUCUGGACGCCCAUGUCCCCACGGCCAGGGUCAGUGGCGAGGCGCUCGUCACGCGUGGCAGGAUGUUUGAAACUGGGGAGAGAAAUACAGCCUGGAUCUCUGAGCGUCUGCGAGCCUCCAGGGACAGGCGCCCCCCUCUCUCUAAUCAGGGGGUCGGGUGUGAGGUCCGCGUGGGUCACCGGCUCAGGGUGUGGACGAGGGAGGAACGCUGACCUGGGAUGAGCGGAAGUGGUCCCUGGGGACGUGGGUGGCGGGACCUGGGGGGCACAUCUUGCUAUGAGAGUGGCCCCGCCGGCCCUGGGAGGCGUGACCACAGGCUAUCACCGCCCAAAGGCAGGGCCAGAGUGGCCGGCUGAUCUGCAGAGCCGGGCAGCGGCGCACCGGGGCGCGUGGGGGCCACGGCCCCUUCUAACUGGUGCCCAGGACACACAGACACACAGACGGACAGAGCCCUCCGUGCCGGCGAGUCAGCGCUUCCUCCCCUGUCCCCGGGGACGUGGGCCCAGAACGUCACUCAGGUUCAGAGACCUGAGGUUUUCCUGUAGCAGCCGCACCGCGUUCAGAGGCGCCCUCCCUGCACCAGCCUCUCCCCAGCCGGGUCCCUGUGGGCAGCGGGCAGUUCUCACGGGGUCUCUGUGGGCUCCCAGG